GGGCGGAGUCUCGCGAGAGCUGAGUCUGGCCAAGAUGGCUGGCGUGGAGCUGUGCUUCAGCGCCGGUUGUGGGGAUACGGAGCCUCCCAGCCGGCCGCUGCUUAUCGUCGGACAGUUGCCCAACCUGCAGAAGCUGCGCUGGGAUGAAAUUAGCGGCAAGCUGUCGCCUCAGGUGACGGAGGAGGUCUGGAAGACAGCACUGAGCAGCCUCAACCCCAACCCUACAGAUAACUGCCCCCUGUACCUGACAUAUGCCACAGUUGCUGCCCUGCCCUCUCGAGUCAGUCGUCACAACAGCCCCUCUGCAGCAACGUUCCUCACCCGCCUAGUUCGAAGCUGUCUGCCUGGAGGAGCCAACCGCUGUAUUGUGAUGGUUUGUGAGUGGUCUGAUGUCUUUGCUUCUGGCUGUGCAAUUGCAAGGGCCUUCCCACUCUUUUCCCGCCGAUCCAGUGCCUCUAGACGCACGGACAAACGUGUAGUUACUGUGGAGUUCCUGCUUGUUGGACAAAACAAUGGCCCAAUCGAUGCAAUGGCACUCGAGUGUCUAGAGAAUGCAGCAGAUGGAAUCCGGCUGGCGGCCCGAAUUGUGGAUACGCCUUGUAAUGAAAUGAACACUGAUACUUUUCUUGAGGAAAUUAAAAUGGUUGGGAAUGCACUAGGAAUUGUUCCCACCAUUAUUCGUGACGAGGAGUUGAAAAAACAAGGAUUUGGAGGCAUAUAUGGUGUUGGGAAGGCAGCAAUGAAUCCUCCGGCACUUGCAGUUCUCAGUUAUUUACCAGAGGGCGCCACACAGACGAUUGCCUGGGUGGGCAAAGGCAUUGUGUAUGACACAGGAGGCCUGAGCAUUAAAGGAAAGACCACCAUGCCAGGAAUGAAGAGAGACUGUGGAGGAGCAGCUGCUAUUCUUGGAGCUUUCAAGGCAGCAGUGAAACAGGGUUUUAAGGACAAUCUGCAUGCUGUGUUCUGCCUGGCUGAGAAUUCUGUUGGACCUCAAGCAACCAGACCCGACGAUAUACAUCAGAUGUAUUCUGGAAAGACGGUUGAAAUCAACAAUACUGAUGCUGAGGGCCGCUUGGUACUGGCGGAUGGAGUUGCUUACGCAUCCAAGGAUUUGGGAGCAGAUAUUAUCCUUGACAUGGCAACUCUGACAGGAGCUCAGGGUAUCUGUACAGGGAAGUACCAUGCUGCUGUCCUGUGCAAUACUGAGGAGUGGGAGAUGGCCUGUGUUAAAGCUGGCCGGAACAGUGGAGAUCUCGUCCACCCUCUCGUCUACUGUCCUGAGCUCCACUUCAGUGAGUUCACCUCUGCUGUGGCUGAUAUGAAGAACUCUGUGGCUGAUCGUGACAAUGCUCAAAGUUCCUGUGCUGGUCUUUUUAUCGGUGCCCACAUUGGAUUUGACUGGCCUGGCGUGUGGGUCCAUGUGGACAUUGCAAGCCCUGUGCACGCAGGGGAGCGUGCGACAGGCUUUGGCGUUGCCUUCCUGCUGGCCUUGUUUGGUCGGGCUUCCAAAGACACCCUGCUGAAUCUUGUGUCUCCGCUGGGCGCCAAUGCAGACACUCACCUGGUGCCAAAUGAAAGUGACGGCAGCUUGUCCAAGCGCAGGCGGCUGGUAUAAAGGAAGUAAAGCUUUCUACGUGGUCAUGUCAUUGAUGUAUCUGCACCAGUCAAUUGACUGCCCACUCAUCCAGGUAUAACAGAUCUCAUGCAUCACUAGCAGCCCUGCUUUUUAUCCCCUGACAGUUUGUAUGUCAUCAUGAGAGAGUGCACAAGCACUAUUAGCGAGAAGGACAGACCUUGCACUGGUAUCUCACUGAUGUUUCUCCUCUGAAAGAACAAGGUUUAAGCCCUCCAGUUGAGGUGGAGCCCGUACAAAAUGCAUAAUCUUCUCCUUCCCACCACUUCACUCUGACGUGUGGUAAUGAACAUGAAUUCCACUAAGAAAAAGGCUGCCAUGAACCAGCUAAGAGAGUAGGCACGUACUGUAUGUCCCCUGAGAGACCAUCUCCAAUGAAGCUGAUAGCUGUUGUACCAAAUGGCUCUAUUCGGUUAUAGAAUAUUCUGUUUGAUCAAACACAAUACCUGAUCUUAUUAAAAUGUUUUGCACAAUC
Molecule: messenger RNA, 2108 nt
Organism: Hypanus sabinus (Atlantic stingray)
Lineage: Eukaryota; Metazoa; Chordata; Chondrichthyes; Myliobatiformes; Dasyatidae
Gene: npepl1
Product: aminopeptidase like 1
Exons: 12
Coding region: 35-1615 (526 amino acids)
Biological process (GO): proteolysis
Cellular component (GO): cytoplasm
Molecular function (GO): manganese ion binding; metalloaminopeptidase activity
Source: RefSeq, a predicted model, not a curated record